AUGGCGACUCCUCGCCCUCACGCCGCCUCGCCCGGCGGUGCGUGGUCGGGCGCCCUCACGGCUGCUCCCACGCCCACGCAACCCCCGCCCGACGAGACGGGGCUGCAAUCCAAACCCAUGGGCCUCAAGGUCCACUACACCUUCGACAAGGAGGCCAAGGUCAACUGCCUAGCUCGCCACCCGCAGACGCUCGUCGUGCAGACGGUCCCCGUCGACGACAGAAACACAAUCGGCAUCGUCGACCUGAGAUCCUGCGUCCACGCCAUCGUCCAGUGCAGCCCCGAGCUUGCCGGCCACGACAGCGACUACGCCGUCUACGCCGUCGACUACUCCGAGUCGGAUCUGCCCUUGGUCGGCCAGGGCAUGCUCUCCUGGAUUCUCGACUCGAUGCGUCCCGCCGCCGCCGACCCGAUCGCUCACCAACCCCAGAUGGUUACCGGCCGCGUCACCAAGAACCUUCUCGCCGUCUUCGGGGGAGGCAACAAGGAUACCCUCGAGGUCCGCCUGAGGCUCUCGAGCUCCGCCAAGGUCCUCCGACCCUUGCACCACGACGCCGCCGACUUGGACCUUCAGCAGCAGGGUCAGCAGCACGGCGUCGACCGGCUCAUCGACUGCGCCAUCGAGGCUGCCACCAUGACCUCCCCGGGAGGCUUGGAAUGGAACGCCUUCGUUCAGUCCAACCCCCAGCUCGGCCACGCCGCCCACGUCUCCCGCGUCGCCUCGCCGGCCCUUUCCCAGAGCCGGAUCCCCGCGCCCAACGUGCAAGAGUCGACGCUCCAGCAGCAGCCCCCCGCCGUCGCCCCCCGAGAACAGACGGCAAGUGCCCUGCCGCCAGCGGGCCGGCAGAACCCUCCUCCCGAGCCGCACGAGGUUCAGCGAGUGGCCCCGACGCCCGUCGACCUCAACGAGCUGCCCACCGCUCCCUCGUCGAGACCGUCGAGCCGCGCGUCCAACAGGGCACCUCGGAAGAGGCAGCCGACCGGUCGCCCGCGGGGGAGGCCGCGCAAGAGGCCCGCCGAGGCCGCCACCUCGGGAGCCGAAGACGCCGCCACCGAAACCGACGACGCGUCCAGCAGGAAGCGGGCGAAGACGACCAAGGCCAACGCGGCCGAGAGCAAGGCGGCCAUGAACCCCUUUGCCGCCGCAAACGAGUCCCUGCGCGUCGCCGCCAGCAUCUCCGGUUCCCUGAGAAACUUUCGUCCCGUCGCCGCCGGCGGCGAGUCGGCGCCGGGCGGUCAGUUCCAGGAAACGCCUCGUGCUCCCACGCCCGUUCCCGAAGGAAGUCCGUACGGGGGACCUUUGCGGACCCAGAACCCGAGCAAGCUACGGCGGGAGUCGACCCUGGGUCAGCAGCACGACGCCGCGAGGUUAUCCGAGUCGAGGCUGCAGCCGCUGUCCCCGAGCCAGGAGGAUGGCCGGUCGCCCGAGUCUCUGGCCGCCACCCCCGCUGCCUUUUCGGACGGCAGCAUGCUCGACAUCUGCUCCUCGCCGCCCAUGCAACGGCCGACACCCUUCAUGCGGUCUAGUCCGCCGCCGUCGAGCCCUGUGCUGCCGCCGAUGCCGGCCAGCGACUUUCCGCAUCCCUCUGCCUUUGCCCACGGCGAGCUCGAGGCUCUCUUCGGCGAGGAGCCCCUCCAUCGCACCCUCCAGCCAACCCAGCCUCGUUCGGCCAAACCGAUGCCCAAGAGGGCCAGCGGCGUGCCGAUACAGGUCUUCCAGAUGCAAGACGGCCCCAUGGGCCAAGACAUGGUCUUCCUCCACAGCCUCAACGGCGCACCCCACCCGUCGCCCGACGCCGAGUCGCAGGCGCCGAACUACCCUCCUGCUCAUCUCGUCCACCCUCAUCCCAUGUCGGCGCCCCCGGCGCCAUACCACCACCCUCCUCCGCCUUCGAGCGACGCCCCGACCCUGCCGCCGUUGAAGAACGAGGCUCCGGGAUACCCGAACGCGGCGCGCGUCGCGACCAGGCGGAAGCCCAAGCCGGUCAACGCAUCGUCCGUCCACCGUCCGAGCAUGGUGCCUACGCCGCCGCCGACGACGGAUGCGGCGGAAAGGCCGACGAGUCCGUUGCCUGCCGCACGACCGUCGACGUACGCGGCCCAGGAAAACUCGGCGCCCGUGGCGGAGCCCAUCAGAGGCCUCGCUCAGGAGGGUGCCGACCCCUCCCGUCGCGAUGUUCGGAUCAAGCCUGCUUCUCCCGAGCCUGCGUCGACGACAGCAACGCCCGUGGAGCAGCAGCAGCAGCAGCAGCAGCAGACGGAAGAACAUGCGCCGAAGGAGCGGUCUCGGAAACCGCCCACCGAGCCGUCAAAGGUGGGAAGUCGCUCCUUCGGUCGAUCGCAAUCCGCAGGCGCCCUGAUCCUGCCCCAAGUCGCCGCCAGCGAGCCGGCUGGUCCAUCCUCCUUGUCGCACUCCGUCACGCCCGAGCUCGACCGCCCGCCGCCCGCCGCGCCCUCGGCCUUGAAGAGGGCCGCAUCCUCGGGUCCGCUGGCCCUGCCGGUGCCCGCGAGCGAUCCCGUCGGGCCGGCCAGCUCACGCUCGCACGUCGUCGGCCACGAGCAGGCCAAGGCAUCCGUUCAGGCCGAUGACGCCGCACCUCCGCCCUCGUCGCCGCCCGUGCACCGGUCGAACAAGAACUUUGUCAAGAAGAACGCCAUCAAGCAGCGGUUGGAGCAGGCCAUAAUCAACGGGGAGAUGCCUCCGUUCUGCAGCAACUGCGGGAACAUCGAAACGCCCACCUGGCGAAAAAUAUGGGUGCAGGAGAAGGACGGCGAGCUGCCGAAGAAUAUCGACCUGUCGGAAAAACCCGGCAUGAUCACGGCGCUCGAGGUCCUGACGCGCGACGCCGACGAAAAGGUCACGCGGCACCGCAUCACCAAGAAGGGCUUGGCGCCAAAGGAGGACAAGUCGGAGUGGGAGGAGCUGCUGCUCUGCAACCCGUGCGGAAUCUGGCUCUGCAAGUGCAAGGUCCACCGGCCGGCGGACCGAUGGAACAAGGACCAGGAGCGGCUCGGCCAGGAGCGCCGUCGGAAGGGCACCGGCCGGAACACGUCUCGCCCCAAGAAGUCGCGCCCCAAGAGCGAGGCGCCGUCCGGAUUGACGUCGGAGGCCUAUCUGCCGACCGAUCCUUGCGGACCGCCGCCGCACAAGACGACGGAGCCCGCGCCCCCGCAGGCCAACGUGUCGUCGCGCCCGGGCAGCCAGCAGGAUUCGCAUGCACGAGCCCCGAUGACGGUCGGUGGCGACGCUGAAUCGCUUCCGGGAUCGACGCACUCGCGCGGCAGCGGCACCGCCCAGAGCCCCGUGGAUCUUUCAUUCGACGAGGCCGUCGGCAGCACCAAGAGGCUGCUGUUUCCGUCGCCGAAGAAAGACGGGCAGAUGAAGUCGCUGGGCGGGAUUGAUGCGAACGUCGUGCAGGUCCCCGAUGAGUUCCAGCCGCUCAAGGGAUCCCUCGCGGCCGCGGGCGAGAAGGAGAACGCGCUCGCUCCGUUGCGGAAGAACGACGAGGACGACUUCGAAGCUCUGUUCAGGAGCCCGGCUCUGGCCAGGCCGUCGACGCCGCCGCCCAACGCCGAGCCCGAGGCGAAUGCGGAGAAUGUCGAGCGGUUCAAGACGCCGACGCGACGCACGCCGAGCCACAGGCCGAUAACGAGGAGCGUGACGAGGAGCGUCUCGCGCUCGCUGCGCAUGGCGGCCGUCGUGGCGUCCCCGAGCCAGCUGCUGGCCCAGCAGACGCCGACGAAGACGCCGCGGUUCGGCCUCGGCGCUCUGGGAAGCGUCGGGCCGCGGAGGAGCCCGCGCAAUCUGGGCAACGAGCUGUCGCCGACGAGCCGCAACAUCCACGAGGCCUUUGGCGGCUUCUCGGACGACAUCAGCUUCGACAUUCCCGACAACAUGGAUCUGAACCUCCUGCCGAUGCUGGAUCAGAUGGACUCGGGCCUGAACUCGGACAUGCUCAUGUGCCUCGACCAAUUCUUCAGCACCGACGCCCUCAUGACGAGCUCGCCUACCCAGAGCAGGACGCACGCCGGCCUCGACGGCAACGGCUCCCCAAGGAACUGGGCGCAGUGA
Drechmeria coniospora is the source of this 4071-nucleotide messenger RNA. RefSeq lists its product as uncharacterized. The record is from RefSeq and is a predicted model, not a curated record. NCBI's taxonomy places the organism in Eukaryota, Fungi, Ascomycota, Sordariomycetes, Hypocreales, Ophiocordycipitaceae. Bases 1 to 4071 code for a protein of 1356 amino acids. The transcript has 2 exons. Gene Ontology annotation, molecular function: zinc ion binding. Gene Ontology annotation, biological process: rDNA heterochromatin formation; silent mating-type cassette heterochromatin formation; regulation of transcription by RNA polymerase II.